AUGGAUAUCCCAGAUAUGACUUUGCGAGAGAUAGUUCAGAGUAAUCCAGUGUCAAAUACAGAGCCAAAUUCUGGGAAAGAUGGGCACAAGACAAGUAAAAAAUGGUUUGGACUAGAGACUUUAAAGACUGCAGUAGGAAAAUUGGUUCUGGAAAUUCUUGAUCCUAAUAAGGGACCAAUCCUUGAAAAGUGGAAUGUGAUAUUUGUAAUAUCAUGUCUCUUUGCUGUGUUAACGGAUCCUUUGUUCCUCUACGUUCCUCUGAUCAACCAAGACGUGAAGUGCAUUAGACUAGACAAUAAGUUGAAGAUAGCAGCUGUGAUUUUUCGAUCGAUCACAGAUUUCGUCUAUACAGUGAAAAUCAUUUUUCAAAUAAAUGAACUGAAGAAAGUAACAGUUAUGGCUAUAUGGAGGUCAUAUAUCCUACUUGACAUUAUAGCUAUUCUCCCCAUUCCACAGUAUGUUCCACGACUCCUUCGCAUUUAUCUCGCAUGUAAGGAAAUCAAAAAUUCCCCUAAAGGAAAGUUAGGAUUAUGGAUUAAAGGUGGACUCAAUUUUCUUAUGUACAUCUUUUCCGGUCAUAUGUUUGGUGGCUUCUGGUACUUCUUUUCUGUUCAGCGAAUGAUGGAUUGCUGGCAAUAUGCUUGUCGAGAUGCAGAUGGAUGUAAACCCAGUACUUUUAGCUGUCAAGAUCAUCCUACCACUAAUAUGAUCAAAUUGCUAAAUGAUUCAUGUCCCAUAAGUCCAUCAAAUGCAACGAUUUUUGACUUUGGUAUAUUUCUCAAUGCUCUUCAAUCUGGUUUAGUUGGAUCAACAGAUUAUUCACGAAAGUUGUCAAAUUGUUUUUGGUGGGGUCUUCGAAAUUUGAGUUCUCUUGGUUCAAAUCUCCAACCCAGUGUUAAUACAUGGGAAAAUUUGUUUGCGGCUGUUACUUCAAUUGUUGGCUUGCUACUGUUUCUAUAUCUACUUGGAAAUCUGCAGAUGUAUAUGCAGGUGGAAUCAGCAAGUAAAGAGCAACUACGAUGGAAGACAGAACUUGAAAGUAUGAUGAGAACUGAAAGGAAGACUAGAAUUGAACGGAGCAAGGGUCCGGAGGUAGAACAAUGGUUAACCAAAAAUGGUCUUCCUAUGCGCUUUAUGCCCGAGAUCAUGGAAAAGGUGGUGCAAGUGGAUUUAGAACAAAACAGGGAUGUUAAUGUGGAUAAUAUCCUCUCGAUUCUUCCCUUGCAACUUCAAAGGGAUAUCUUAUUUUUUGAGGAGAAGCUGGAACAAGGAGGUGGAAAGAUAGAGUUGUGGUUGUCUGAAAAUCACCUCCCCAUGCGUUUAAAGACUGAGAUUUUAGAAGCAUUAAGGCAGCGACCAGAAUUUGAACAAAACGGGGUCGGAGAUAUGAAUACUGCUCUUUCUAUCCUUCCCUCUCAACUUAAAACUUAUAUCGAAAGUUACAUGCAGAAGGUGCGGGAGAUAGAUGAAAAGACAGAUAUGUGGUUGUCUGAAAAUGAGUUGCCUGCUGACCAUUUUAAGUCCGACGUGAUGGAGGCGAUUCUGUUAACUUUGGAAGAAAACAAGGAUCUCGAUGCGGCGGAGAAUAUUAUCCUCCCUGCUAGUCUUCCCGUGCCACUUGAGGAGCGUGUCAGAGAGUAUAAGUGGCUUGUGAGAAUUGGAAAGAAGAUAGAAGAGAAAGGUGAGGAGAUAGAUUUGUGGAUGCUUAAAAAUGGCAUCCCUAAAUCACACAAGUCCGAUAUCGAGGAGGCGGUUCGAGUAGAACUUAAGAAAGACGAGGAUAUUGAUGUCGAGACUUUCAUCUCCAUUUAUCCAACAACAGCCAAAAUCCAAGAAUUUUUGCCUUUUAAUAGGCUGAAGAAGUUGAAGUUAUUGGAAGCAUUGGAUGAAAGAGUGUUAAAAGCAAUAUGUGAGCAUCUCAAGCCUGUAGAGUAUGGUUCAAGCUCGUACAUUAUUCAAGAGGGUCAACCACUUGAAGUGAUUCUCUUCGUGGAAGGAACUGUCUUUUUUGAAAAAAAACGAAAUGGGUGUAGCCUGUACGCACCACUAGUCUGGGGAGAAGAACUUCUGGUUUGGCCAUCCUCGACCUCCUUUCCUGCUGAAGUACCGAUAGCAACUGACACUCUUGAAACCGGUUGGUAUUGGUUUCAUGGAACUACAAACGCCCUUGUCCUCACUGCCACCGAUAUGGAGAGCAUAGGCUCUAUAUUCAGGCCACAAUUUGAUCUACUUACCUCACACUGGUUGACUAGGCUGAAGAAAGUGUCAAAGCUUCAAUGUAUGGAUGAAGAAGUGCUUAAAGCUAUCUUUCUGCAUCUCAAGCAGGAUUUGAAUCCACUAUAUUCUUACGUAGAGAAUCAACCAGUUGCAUCCAUGACUUUCAUCGUUGAGGGAUCUGUAAAAUUCACAAGAAAGGACAACGAUUGUGAGGAACUUGUCCGUUGUGAUGGAGAAGUUUAUGGAGAAGAAAUCCUAGAUUGGGUAUUAGAUACGUCGUUUCCUACCUUAACCCCCUUCGCCACUCACACUGCUAUUCACGACCAUGACAAUGCAGCUGUUGAGCUGUCUAUCACUGCGGAGGAAUUGAAGAGUGUAGGUUCUAAAUUCAGAUCAUACUUCAGCACAUUCCAAAAGGAAUCUCAGCCAGAUCUUUUGACUGUUGUUGGGUUGACUGUGUUAAAGAGAGUGCCGAAACUUAAGACUAUGACCGAAGAAGUUUUGGAAGCAAUCUCUCGGCAGCUUCAGUUUCGGAAUAGUAAUGGUUACGAGCAUAUCAUUCCACCGGGAGAACCAGUUGACAGGAUGUUGUUCGUUCUGAGGGGAAACCUACAACUAUAUUCAAAAGACGACGAUUAUCAAGAGGAAGAAAGAUUCUUCGGAGAAGAUCUAAUAGAUUGGCUAGCAAGGAGCUCUGACGGUACCAGACCCUCGUCAAAUUAUGAUAAAGUCACGACAGCCUUGAGCAAACAGACUCAGUUGCUCGUUCUCAUGGCCGACGAUUUGGAGAGUGUAGUGUCUGAAUACAAGUCCCAUUUCAGCUAG
Molecule: messenger RNA, 3042 nt
Organism: Fragaria vesca subsp. vesca
Lineage: Eukaryota; Viridiplantae; Streptophyta; Magnoliopsida; Rosales; Rosaceae
Exons: 10
Coding region: 1-3042 (1013 amino acids)
Source: RefSeq, a predicted model, not a curated record